AUGAAGCUCCACCACGCGACCCUGGGCGCUCUGCUUCUUCUGCUGCUGGCUGGCUGCAGUGGCAUGCUCAAGACCUCUGCCAUCGACCUGCGGACCUUCAUUGGCUGUGCUGUGCGUGAGUUCACUUUCCUGGCCAAGAAACCCGGCUGCAGGGGGCUGCGGGUGACAACGGAUGCGUGCUGGGGACGCUGCGAGACCUGGGAGAAACCAGUGCUGGAACCACCUUACAUUGAAUCUUACCACCGUGUCUGCACCUACAAUGAGACCAAGAUGAUGACAGUGAAGCUGCCCAAGUGUGCCCCUGGUGUGGAUCCAUUCUACAUCUACCCGGUGGCCAUCCGCUGUGACUGCGACAUCUGCUCCACUGCCACCACUGAAUGCGAGACUGCCUGA
Molecule: messenger RNA, 393 nt
Organism: Nestor notabilis (Kea)
Lineage: Eukaryota; Metazoa; Chordata; Aves; Psittaciformes; Psittacidae
Gene: GPHB5
Product: glycoprotein hormone beta 5
Exons: 2
Coding region: 1-393 (130 amino acids)
Biological process (GO): G protein-coupled receptor signaling pathway; regulation of thyroid hormone receptor signaling pathway
Cellular component (GO): cytoplasm; extracellular region
Molecular function (GO): hormone activity
Source: RefSeq, a predicted model, not a curated record